This is a messenger RNA of Cylicocyclus nassatus, 1113 nucleotides long. Lineage: Eukaryota; Metazoa; Nematoda; Chromadorea; Rhabditida; Strongylidae. The record is from the annotation of a GenBank genome assembly.
AUGAAACUUGACAUCUGUUGCGCUGACGAAGCAGCUUCUCCCGACUUAAUAGUCACUAAAAACGAAACGUGCACUGUGCGCGACGUAAAAGGAAUACCACACCCUCGUAUGGGAGCUAUGCUGGUCAGCCGAUCUAUCUUACCAGUGAUCGUCUUAUUCUGUAUAACUGAGCUCGAUGCCCAAUCCGUCAGGCAUGUUCGUCGUCCAAAGCGAACUCAACGGCAUAUAUCCAGCCUACCCAUUCUCACUAUUGAGUUAGUCUCUCCCAUAAGAAAUCACAGUCCCACGUCUAGGAAUCGGCGAAUGCAAACGCCCAAACAAGUUGAUUAUGCAUACCACUACAAUCCUCAUCGUGUCUAUAGCGAUUUGAAUGACAUUUACGCUGAAAAGCCUCGUCGUGCAAGAGCUCACUUAUAUUCACAAGAAAAUGAUGACUCAAUUUCGUAUGUUCCCAGAUUUUCGAUGCGAUUACCAAAAAGAUCGCAAAGAAGUGCUUAUCUUCAAGGAGUGCGAGGAGUGGACGGCGAAAGGGUGCUUCCGAAACUGCCCUUCAUCAGUACGAGCCUGAAAAGAACCGAACCUGAGCCGCUGCCGAAGCCUCGACCAGCUCUAAGCAAUCUGAAUCGGAACGUCAUACCAAAUAUUUCUCUAGAGCCAACAACGAGCGGUAUAAAUGCGGGAGUUGAAGGAUUCGGCUUUUCACAAGACUUUAUCAACAUAGAUGCUGUGCCGAAAAUAACCGUAAAUGGAAAAGAUGGCGCAAUAACUACCACAUUGCUUUUAGAGGGAACAGGAACUGAAUCAAUGCAAGCCAACGCAACGGCUAACAACAUUAGCAACCGAGCUAUAAAACAUAGUUCUGCGCUUAGAACAGAAGCAACUCCAGCCUCGAACCCGGAUGAGACAACAGAGGAAAAGGCACUCACACAAUUAGAAUCUCCAAACGAAAUUCGGGAAGUCUACGGCCUUCCAAAUCAAGAUGUCGAAUUUGUCACUGAAGUCAAACAAUUGCCAAAUAAAGAAGCGCCGGACGGAGUUUCUUCCAUCCCAAAACGAAGAAAGAGCAAACCUUUGCCAGAAAGAGAAACUAUACAUAUAAAUCGAAGAAUUUAA